Messenger RNA from Linum tenue, 3929 nucleotides. NCBI's taxonomy places the organism in Eukaryota, Viridiplantae, Streptophyta, Magnoliopsida, Malpighiales, Linaceae. The record is from the annotation of a GenBank genome assembly.
AACACCGAAAAAACACGGUGAAAAAUAAAAUUGGAGAAAAGAAAAUAAAAGAGAGAAAAAUCAAAGUUUCAAUCCACGUUUCAUAUACCAGGCCGAGAGCUGGAUCGCGCUCCACAUUCAGUUCUCUCUGUGUCUGUCUCGGUUUCUCACCAUUGUCGUCUUCUAAUCUGCUUCUUCUUCCUCUUCGUCUCCUUCUCCUUGUUUCCGGCGAGAUUGCUGAAUUAUUUCCAGUCCAGGGGGUGACGUGACAGCCGCCAUCGUCGAAAAGGGGUAACUAUUUGCUGGCAGAAGAAGAAAUAGGAUUUUCGCAUGAAUUGAUUGCAACCAAUCUGUUGAUGCAUAAGGACCAGGAUGGGGAUUUUUGAUGGAUUGCCAGUUCCACCUGAUAAAGAGUAUUUAAGGGACGAGCUUUUGAAAAUCGAUGAGAGUUGGGCUGUUCCUCGUUUUGACACCUUGCCUCAUGUGGUUCAUAUUCUAACAUCAAGAGAUCGUGAAAAUGAGCUCCACUAUUUGAAGGAGCAAAGAGAUAUAGUUGAGGAGGUUGUGGAUGAAGUUGUGCAUGCUUAUCACAGUGGCUUCAAUAAAGCCAUCCAAAACUACUCUCAGAUUUUGAAGUUGUUCAGUGAUUCUGCUGAAAGUAUUCGCACACUGAAAAUUGAUUUGGCUGAGUCAAAGAAGCGUCUUGGUGCUCGAAACAAGCAAUUACAUCAGCUAUGGUCUCGAUCUGUCACACUAAGGCACAUUAUUGCAUUGUUAGAUCAAAUCGAGAGCAUAGCUAAGGUUCCAGCACAUAUUGAGAAACUCAUUGCUGAGAAACAGUUUUAUGCAGCCAUUCAAUCACUUAUUCAGUCAUCCUUGAUGCUUGAACGAGAAGGUCUUCAGACGGUUGGUGCUCUUCAAGAUGUAAAAUCUGAGUUGUCCAAGUUGAAAGGAGUUCUCUUUUUCAGAAUUGUGGAGGAUUUGCAUGCACAUCUUUACAAUAAGGGAGAACAUAGCUCAGUGGUGGCUACCAUGGAUGAAAGAGAGGAUGACCUGCCAACCAUUACUGCUGCUGCCUAUACAAUGAAUGGCUCACAAUCCUUGUCCCGAAGGACCAGAAUGAUCAAAGGAGAAAAUCAUGGACAGACAGAUGGAUCUCUUAGUUCUUCAUUUGAGGCCAUGAUGAGGAUGGUUCUAUUGAAUUGCAUGAUGAGGCAACUUCAGAUGGACAUGCUCGAGGAAAUGGUGGUGAAGGGAUCACGAAGGAUGCUAAAGCUGGAUUACGCCAGAUACCCAGUUGGCUUUUACAUUCCACACCUGAUGAAUUCAUUCCAGAGACUGCGCCCCACUAUUCACGAUAUUAUCACUUCGAAAAUCAAAGCUUAUGCAGAACUAGCCAAUGCUUCGAAGUCUGGCAUUGGUGAGGCUGCUGAAACUGAUGAUACCGGCCUUCAGUUUAUCAAAGUGCAUGUAGAAAGCUACCAGUUAACGAAGAAGAAGCAGCAGAAUGGGAUAUCACUGGCUGGGACUCUACUGCAAGUGAGCCCUGUAUCUCCUGUUAUGGCUCCCACUGGCAAAGCGCAGACUGCUGCAAAAGAUCUCCUUGAUUCGGUUUUGGACACUGUCGUCAGAAUAUUUGAAAAUCAUGUUAUUGUUGGAGAGCUUCUGGAGUCAAAAUCAGUUCAUGGUGUUCAUUCACACCCCCAGAGUUCAUGGCAAACUAAUGCGAAUUUGAACCCGGGUGCCGGUCCUCAAGCUGGGGGAUACAGCAUGGGCUUUUCAUUGACUGUUUUUCAGAGCGAAUGUCAACAACUUAUCUGUGAAAUUCUGCGAGCAACUCCAGAAGCUGCAUCAGCAGAUGCUGCUACACAGACUCUGCGACUUGGAAGCAAGGCCCCUUCCAAUGACAAUAGGAAUGGGUCAGAAGAUGGUCUUACAUUUGCCUUUCGAUUUACAGAUUCUACUAUUCCUAAUCAGGGUGUUGAUCUUGUUCGGCAGGGCUGGAAUAGGAAGGGCCCGAAUGUCCCGCAAGAAGGUUAUGGCUCUGCCGCUGUCUUGCCUGAGCAAGGCAUAUAUCUAGCCGCAUCUAUAUAUCGGCCUGUUGUGCAGUUUACAGAUAAGAUUGCUUCUAUGAUGCCACAAAAACAUUCCCAGCUUGGGAAUGAUGGGCUGCUGGCUUUCAUGGAGAAUUUUAUCAAGGACCAUUUUCUACCAGCCAUGUUCGUGGACUACCGUAAAGCCGUACAGCAAGCUAUAUCAAGCCCAGCUGCAUUUCGCCCGCGGUCUGCAGCCGCAACUACUUACACCCCAUCCGUUGAGAAAGGUCGGCCUGUCUUGCAGGGGCUCUUGGCAAUUGAUUUCCUGGCAAAAGAGGUGCUUGGUUGGGCUCAAGCAAUGCCUAAAUUUGCAAGUGACCUCGUGAAGAAUUUGCAAGCAUACCUGGAACGAACAUACGAAAGAUGCCGCACAUCCUACAUGGAGGCAGUUCUUGAGAAGCAAAGCUACAUGCUGAUUGGGAGGUACGAUAUAGAGAAAUUGAUGCGACGUGAUCCAGCAAGUUCAUGCUUACCUCGUUCACUUGGCCAUUCAGAGUCAACCAUGGUAAACAAUGCUUCAGAUGCAGAGUCGGUUGAGAUUGAGUCAGAACUGAGUAGCCUGCUAUUGAAUUUGCGCCCAAUCAGACAGGACAAUCUGAUUCGCGACGAUAACAAACUCAUUUUGCUUGCAUCUCUUAGUGAUUCUUUGGAGUAUGUUGCUGAUUCAAUUGAAAGGCAAGACUCUUUGAUGCUUGGUCAGUCCAACAUGCGUGCUGCAAAGCAAGUAGGAGAGAGAGGGAAGAAUCUGGCUUCAUUCGCGGAUGACUAUAGGAAACUAGCAAUUGACUGUCUUAAGGUUUUACGCGUGGAGAUGCAGUUGGAGACCGUAUUCCAUUUGCAGGAAAUGACAAAUAGAGAGUACUUGGAGGACCAGGAUGCAGAAGAGCCAGAUGAUUUUAUAAUAUCUCUCACUGCAAAGAUAACACGCCGGGAUGAAGAAAUGGCACCUUUUGUUGCACCAGUAAAGCGAAACUACAUAUUUGGUGGAAUAUGCAGUGUUGCUUCAAAUGCGUCUAUCAAGGUUCUUGCUGAUCUGAGGUCUAUCAACCUUUUCGGCGUUCAACAGAUUUGCCGAAAUUCAAUAGCAUUGGAGCAGGCCCUUGCAGUUAUUCCAUCAAUCAACAGUGAAUCUGUACAGCAGAAGCUGGACCGCGUCAGAACAUAUUACGAACUAUUAAACAUGCCCUUUGAGGCUUUGCUUGCUUUCAUUGCGGAGCACGAGCACUUGUUUACAGCUAAAGAAUAUGGUUAUCUGUUGAAGGUUAAGGUCCCUGGAAGAGAGGUUCCCCCUGAUGCACAACAUCGUGUUUCAGCCAUCCUAUCUCGAUAGCACUUCAGCCGAUUGAUCGAUGGGGUUCCAAGUUCUCUGCUGCGCGAUGUAUAGAAAGGGGCCUAUUUAACUUUCGAAGAACGGAUUGAACCACCCCCAUGGCAAGGUGCUGAAAGAGAUGCGAUAGAUAUAUGAUAUAUCUUACGGUGUGCUUGCCGGAUUCUGCCGAUUUUCACGUGCAUGCUGGAUAUAGGGUUUUCUGGUCUGUCUUCUCAACUGUAAUUUCUUCUGCUGUAAGCAUGCACUUGGUAGUUGGUAUGGUUUUAUUUCCCUCUCUUUUGCUCGCUUGCUUAGGGUAAAUCUGCUUAAUUCAUUACGGUUAGGAACAGUGGGAUUUAAUCAGUUGCUCGACGUUUCGUUUCUGUAAUAUCGUUGUUUGUAAGUAUAUCAUCCAUAAAACGUAUCACUCGCCUGCUUCUGGUUUUCUAAUUGGAAGCUACACCACCAGAAACUGCAAUCUUCCCUUUCAAACAGUUCGGUUAUUCUUCAACAGCGUGAAAUGAAUAGGUCGGAAAUUCGGAAUG